Molecule: messenger RNA, 1032 nt
Organism: Polypterus senegalus (gray bichir)
Lineage: Eukaryota; Metazoa; Chordata; Cladistia; Polypteriformes; Polypteridae
Product: ladderlectin-like
Exons: 3
Coding region: 467-742 (91 amino acids)
Source: RefSeq, a predicted model, not a curated record
UUUAGGAUUGCCAGUGCACCUAACCUGCAUGUCUUUGGGCUGUGGGAAGAAACCGGAAAACAGAACACCUCUGGGUAAAAUAGCUGACAGCUUUAGGGGUCCUGCAGAGAGUCCCCAAAUCCAGACGUGCUGUCCAACCCAAGAAGACGGCCAUGGGGAGGGCUUCAGUGAAGUGCCGAGAGAAGGGUCUGAAUACUCCUGUCAACGGGAGACUUGCAUUAAUUAGCAGGCACACAAUGAAAACAGAAGCAGCAGUGAGUAGUGCAUUUAGUGAAGAAAGGAUUCCUGAGUUUAGGAGCUCAACUGUGGAGCAGCAGCCCAGAAUUUGAGAGGCGUGAGGUGAUCGUGGGAGCAGGCAGAGCAUUCACAAUGGACAGACAGACAGACCGCCUUCCAUCACUAGGACUCCUGUUAGAGCUGACGUAUUGUCUUUCCUGGCGGUGCUGUUUGUGACGGUCGCUUGUGAAUGUCUCCGGUCUUUUUCUUUCUUUUUCAGUAUGUUUGCUCUGGCCAUGGAGGACACCUCGCUUCGGCGCACAACGCUGAGGAGAAUCAGUUUAUUGUCGACCUGAUUGAUGGCACUGAUGCGUGUUUCCCUUACGCGUGGCUGGGAGGCCGACUAGAUAGUCAGGGCAACUGCUUUUGGGAGGAUGGAUCCGAAUUUGACUUCCAAGAUUGGGCUCUUUGUCAACCAAGCAAAAGCUGCCAACGACUGGCAUCUGGCAAUCAGCUACCUGGAUAAGAAGAGCCCCGAAAAGUGGAUCCGCGUGCCCCUCGGCUUUGAGCUUCCUUUUAUGUGCAAGAAGAGCAGCAAAGUGUAGAAGGGCCCGAGUGGAGAUGUGCCGGCUGAGGGUCUCGCAGCCGAUGAUGAAGAUGAGGAUGAUGAUGAUGUCACGAUUCACUCCAUUAGUUGAUAUUCUUUUGUGUUCAUUCAUUGUGUUUUUCAAGUCACUUACACAAUAAAUAAAGCUUUGAUUGGAUUUCUUUGGUAUUAAAAUGUUUUAACUCUAAGUAAACAAUAAAGAACAAUGA